This is a messenger RNA of Symbiodinium natans, 5592 nucleotides long. The record is from the annotation of a GenBank genome assembly. Lineage: Eukaryota; Dinophyceae; Suessiales; Symbiodiniaceae.
AUGCGCAGGCCAGGUAACCGCCGGGCAAGACUGCUCAAGACCCUUUUCCAGUGCACGUUCGUGUUUUCUCUGGGCCUCAGCAUCGACACCUUGUCUGACAGGCCUUCGAGUAUUUGGGCGCUUUUGGCACUCUGUGCUGCCGAAGAACAGAUUGAACAGAGGCCUGCGUGCGAUCUUCAUUCAUGCACGUCCAAGCUCCCCUUCCAAGCCGGGGAGAGAGUUGCUCUGAGGCAGCUGGCCACCCGACUGGCACCGAACUUGGCUCUUGGACAGCCGGUGGUCUUGUCAUCGACGGCCCAGUAUGUCUCGGAGGAUGGGACGGAGACAUGGACGGGUGAUGGCAACAAGGCCACGGAUGGAGACUUCGGCACCGCCUUCUUCUUCGGCAUGGGCUGCGCGGAGACCAAGGUGACGCCGGAUCCGUGGCUGCGGGUAGAUCUUGGCCGCGAGGUCCCAGUGGCCGUGGUUCGGAUCAUGACCCGCAGCGACAGCGUUGACACCGGCUUAGGUCCUUUGGACAUCCGCCUGGGCAACGCCAUCCUCACCUGGCGUGAAAAUUUAGUUUGCGCGGAAGCUGUGGUGCUCGACAGACUCAAGCAGCCCAACGCGUUCAACUGUUUGGCUUCAGGCCGCUAUCUUUGGAUUGUUCUGCGCGUUUCCGGAACGCUUGUGGCGCCGCUGUCGGUCUGUGAAGUGGAGGUCACCCCGAAGGGGCCCUCCGGCAACCGACAUGUUCUGCAGACUGCGGGCGGUAUGUGGCCAUUGCAGCUGACAGGUGUCGCACUUGCUCCGCAUGACCGAAUUCGCAUCGUGGCGGACGCGGUGCUUUGUGGCCUUGAAGGAAGUGCCACUAUGCACGACGACGUUCUGGCUCUGACUGCACCUAUGGGACAGCGUGCUCAUGGCGACUUUGCGUCGGAAACGUGGGAGAACAUCCAGAUCAAUCGAAUGGGUAUCUACAAGGUUUGCUGGUGUGGCGGUGAUGGAGACUGCUCCCUAGAUGAGCACUUCGCAAUGCAUGUGGCCACCCUGAUCAUCAAUGGCAUCAUGCUAACCGUGGCGGGCGAUGGCCGGAUUCCGAAUAGGACCAUCGACAUGGUGGAUGGGGCUCCUGGCGUGCAGAGUCCCCUCAGCGAUCCCUACGGAAUAGCAGUUUCCAAUCAGCGGGUCUUCUUCACUGAGCGCGGUACACACAUGCUACGAUGGUUGGACAUAGAGCAAGGUCGGAUCUAUACGCUUGCAGGGCAAUUCUUCCCGGGAACGAGAGGAGACUAUGGUUCGGCUUUCAAUGCGCAGCUCUCCACGCCCCUGGGUCUCGCCCUGGACAAGGAUCACACGUUUCUCUACAUCGCGGACUAUGGCAGUGACCGUGUUCGCAGGAUCGAGUUGACGAGGAACCCGCUCAACAGAGGCAUCAUCGAGACCAUCGCCGGGAAUGGCUUUCGUGGCUUCUCUGGUGACGGUGGUCCCGCACGCGAGGCACAGCUCAACGGGCCCACGGGCAUAGCCGUGGAUUUGCAUCAGAUGCUGUGGAUUUGUGACAGCGGCAACAAUGUGCUCCGAGUCGUCUCCAUGGAGAUCCCAGUCAGGAUUCCAGGCACCAAUGAGUUUCAAGCCAAUGUGAUCCUCACUGCUGCGGGGGGCUCCGCUGGCCAAUCUCAGGGCAAGGGCGAUGGUGGGGUGGCUUGGCUGGCGCGGAUGCAGGGCCCCUCUGGGGUUGCCGUCUCUUCUGCCUUCGUCAGCAACGAGGACGGUACUUUGCCGGUCAACGUCUACAUCUCGGAAAGUAUGGGACACCAGGUCCGCUCUAUGUCGCUCGAGUUUGAGAGCUACCUCGGCGUCAUCAACACGCUAGUGGGCUCCGGCCAGCGGGGCGACAACAUCAAGGAGGCUGCGCCAUUGGAAGCCCAGAAUGCAGAGCUCAACGAGCCGAGCGGCGUGGCCACUGACGCAGGUGUGGUCUACCUCAGCGACUCUGCCAACCACCGCCUGCUGAUGAUGCCCGCGUUGGAGUAUGUCUCCAUGGGCUGCUGGCGCGAGAACAUUGAAUCACCAUGGAUUCCAAGUAUUGAAGGGCAGCCGCUUCCCUACGGCAUCGACUACCUACAGGGCAUCCCCGAGAACCGGCCAGCUGCGAUCACAGCGUGCGCACUGGCUACCUUGCGCUUGGGCUAUGAGGUGUUUGCCAUCCGUCAAAUGGGAGUGUGCGCUACCUCCAAGGACGCGCACCUCUACUUCAGGUUCGAGGGCUCUUCGACAUCCUGCGAUCAGGGUAAGGGCGGAGCUCGAGACAACUCUGUCUACAGGUUUGCACGUCAAGGCAUGAUGACUCAGCAGCAGGGCUUGGUCUACGUCCUGGCCGGAAGAGAGGGCAAUGCUGGAUUCGGAGGUGAUCAAGGUAGCGCUUGGAUCACACAGCUCAGCCGGCCCAACGGCCUUGGUGUGAAUCCUGUGACGAAGGACAUCUACGUCGCAGACUCCGGGAAUAACCGGAUCCGCCUGAUCUUCAACCAGAUGGGUCCUGCCGGCCACCACGCAGGCAAAUGCACGAAUGGGCUCUCCUGCAAGGUCGAGAUCAUGGGAAAUGGCUUGCUGCCGGGCAACAAGCUGGCAGUGAUUCCUAUGGAACAGAGCUGUGGGCAGGCUGGCGUCAUGUUCCAGCUGGGUCUCGCCACUAAUCCGACGGUGGAAAUCCCUUCGCCGUCCUUCACUCGGAAGACCUAUGAUUUUGGACCGCCUUCUGUGUCCCGCACCGGCACCUAUAGGCUCUGCUUCUGUGUGAAGGAUGCUGUGGUCUUCGGGCAGAUCACGCCGUGUGGUGCCGCGGAGUUCUUUAUCCACGAUGCCGGGACUGUCCGCAUUGUCGGACCGGAUAGCCGCGUCGACGACGCCGAAGUUGUCGAAGGGAUGCCUGGUCGGCCCUUUGCGCUGGCUAUAUUCGGCCACGAGCUCUCGCUCUUCGAUCGCGUGCGCCUGGUGAAGGACUCGCAGCCCUGUGGAGUUCCGGGUGCAGAGGUGCUGGCCGACGAAGUCCAAAGCCGUUCAAUCCUAAAUGGGCGGCGCUACCAGGGCAACGAAUCCUUCAGCCUUUGGGUGAAUGUCACGCUUCGUGCCUCCGGCAGCUUCCGCCUCUGCUGGUGCCAGGGUGCCCAAAUCGAUGGCACCCGCCUGAACUGCACUGUGGGCGAGGACUUUCGAGUGGAGGCCGCGCGCGUCAACAUCCGAGGCCCAAUCCAGUACUUCGGCAACAUCCGCAUCGGCAGCUAUGAGGAGAUCACGGUCAAGGGUGGCCAAAUGGCUGGCUUCAGCUCCAGCGAUCGCAUUCGGCUUGUAGACGCCGGGACUGUGCAGUGUGGCAGCCCCGAGGCUCAGGCCUUCAGCAAUGCCAUCGAAGAUGAGCAAAUGGAUGCAGUGCCCUACCGCGCGCCGAACCGCAUCACUGCAGAUUCAGUGACCUGGACCAAUGUCAAGGUUCGUGCAAGUCACCCCCUGCGCAUCUGCUGGUGUGGCGACACGGAAGGAUGCGGCCGCGGAGAGGACUUCGUGUACACUUCGGCAAUGCCGUUGCGACUCUUGGCUUUCGCCGCCUUGGGCGCUGCGCGAGCGCAGCUGAGCGAGCUAGCCGCAGACGACGAAUGCACGAACGAAGGCUGCGCCCUCUCGGCCCUCCAUCUCCGCAGCGCGAAGCGCAGCGAGGAGGCGGUGGCUGUGGACACAGGAUGCCAUGACGUCCAGCCAGGAGAGGGUGGUGCAUGCUGGGAGGCCAUCAUGUGGGGCAAGAAUGUCGGCAUGCCGCAGCAUCCGGAUUGGUAUCCGGGGAUGACAGAGGACUCCCCUUUGUCUGAGUGGCAGUUCAAAUCGUACAACACCACGCACCCGAAGUGCCCUCGGCCCUGCAAUGUUCCCGCGCCUGGUGGAUGCACAGACAUCCCCGCCCCAACGCUCUGGAAGCCUGCGGCAGCGGGUGGCAGCCUCCAAAUCAAGGUGUUGUCCUACAACCUCUUCUGGUGGCACUUGUUCAAGGUAGAAGGUGGGCGCGGUGACAGCGCUGGACACCUGAUUCAGAACACGGACACGCCGCCUUACGAUGUUAUGGGAUUCCAGGAGUGCGAGGAUCCGGUGAAAGUACUGGGCCCCGUGGGACUUUUAGAGCAGUACGAGGCUUUCCAGGGCAACCACGCGAUUUGCGUGGCCUAUCGGAAAGCUACAUGGUCUUUGCUGGAGCAUGGGGAAACAGACGUUGCUGAAGACAUGCGAACGGAGUAUUACGGCACUCGUGGCACGCAAUGGAUCAGGCUGCAGCACAAGGCCACGAACCGGAAGUUGUUCUUCGUGAAUCACCACGGCCCGCUCUCGGUCAAUUCCGGCGGCCUCUGCGGUGGUAAGGAGACCGCGCACAAGAUCCUGCACGUCAUGGCAAAGCAUGCGCAGGUGGGGGACACGCUGGUGCUUGUUGGGGACUUCAACGCAAACGCGGCAUCCCGGACGCUGCAGGCCUUGUGGCCUCAUCUGCACCAUGUGUACAACUCCAAAUCCUUUGGUGGAGUGGACAACAUCUUCGCCAACCUAGAGAGCCAGGAAGACGUGGUGACGACUACGGACAUUGGCUCUGGGGGGAGUGACCACCAUGCGAUUUCGGCGGUGAUCAAUGUGGGGCCAAGGCCACGUCGAGCCGAGGAAUCACCGGAAUCACCGCCAGAAGCCCCUGUGCCUGUCAAGGUGGCAGCAAGUGCGCGUGCCGCAAGUCAGGAAUCGCCGGCAGAAGCCACGAUCAAGGCAAAGUCCGCGGACACAAACUGCCACACGGCCCAGCAAGGAGAGAAAUGUUGGGACGAGGCAAACUGGGCGAAGACACAAGGUAUCUUCGAGCAUCCCGAGUGGUAUCCGGGCCUCCAGCCUGAUUCCGGCUUGGACAAGUUCCAGGCAGCGGUCCACAAGGAGACUCCAAACAAGUGCCCGCAGCCCUGUGGCGUGCCCAUUCAGGAAUCACCACGAAAAGACACACAACAGGCGCAGCCCGCAGACACAAACUGCCACACGGCCCAGCAAGGAGAGAAAUGUUGGGACGAGGUAAACUGGGCGAAGACACAAGGUAUCUUCGAGCAUCCCGAGUGGUAUCCGGGCCUCCAGCCUGAUUCCGGCUUGGACAAGUUCCAGGCAGCUGUCUACAAGGAGACUCCUGACAGGUGCCCGAAGCCCUGCGGCGUUGCGGGCUUGGACGAGCCUGCUCAUGCUGGUUCCAUCCAGGAAGGUUCCGAGUUCUCCGUCAACGUGCUGGACCAUGCCCGGGGAUCGGACGGCUGCCUCCUGGAGCCCCGAACGGAGUACACCGUGACGGGAGGCUGGUACCAGAUGAGGAAAGGCGUCCAGGAUCCCCGCGUUUGCUGCCAGCUUUGUGGCCAACAGGGCCAGUGCAAAGCCUGGAAGUGGACGGACUGGUCCGCCGAGGCCAAGGACUUUGCCUGCUUCCUCAGCCAAGGUACAGUCACCGGCAAGCAGUUCAACGAUGGCGCCGUGUCGGGCCUUCCCAAGCUGUCGGCCGAAGCCGAAGCCAAGCGCGCGAUGCAGAGCGCCAGGGCCCUUCUGAAGUGA